AUGGCCGACGACAAGAAGAGCGAUGACUACGGCAUGAGCUCUGCGAAGGGCUCCCGUGCGCCAUCGCCGGUGACCCGCUCCUCCAAGGGCAGCUCCUCGAUCACAGAGAACCCCGUCGUCGCCAUCCUGUCGUACUGUGGCUCCUCGAUCCUCAUGACAGUGACGAACAAAUACGUCUUGUCCGGCCGCGACUUCAACCUCAACUUCUUCUUGCUCUGCGUGCAGUCUGUCGUCUGUGUUGUUGCCAUCUCCUUCUGCAAGGCCUCGGGAAUCAUCACCUACCGCGACUUCAAUACUGAUGAGGCCAAGAAAUGGUUCCCCAUCGCCCUUCUUCUGAUUGGUAUGAUCUACACGAGCACCUGGGCGCUCAAAUUCCUCUCGAUUCCCGUCUACACCAUCUUCAAGAACCUGACCAUCAUCCUGAUCGCAUACGGCGAGGUGCUCUGGUUCGGCGGCUCCGUCACCCCUAUGGCCCUCUUUUCCUUCGGUUUGAUGGUCCUCAGCUCCAUCAUUGCAGCUUGGGCAGACAUUCAGCAUGCGCUCUCCAGCAUGGGACACGCCACGGAGGCCGCGAGUGAGGCAGUCUCCACUCUGCACGCCGGCUACCUGUGGAUGAUGUUCAACUGCAUCUGCAGUGCAACAUUCGUCCUGUGCAUGAGGAAGCGCAUCAAGCUCACCAACUUCAAGGACUUCGAUACCAUGUACUACAACAACCUCUUGACCAUCCCCAUCCUCCUGAUCGCGUCCAUCCUCGUCGAAGACUGGUCCCCUGCGAACAUCCAGAAGAACUUCCCCGCCGACCAGCGCAACGCGGUCAUCUUCGUCAUGGUCCUGUCCGGUCUAUCUUCCGUCUUCAUCUCCUACACUUCCGCUUGGGCUGUCCGUGUUACAACCUCAACGACAUACUCCAUGGUCGGUGCUCUCAACAAGCUCCCUAUCGCACUCAGCGGCUUGGUGUUUUUCGAUGCGCCCGUCACAUUUGGCAGCGUUUCCGCCAUCUUCGUCGGUUUCGUCAGUGGUAUCGUCUACGCUCUCGCCAAGGUGCGGCAGAACGCCGCGGCCAAGGCCAAGUCUGUGCUCCCUGUCUCAAAUGUGCCAGUCAGCUCCAGCAGCCAGAGUAUGCGCGAUGGCCUCAAGGCGUAA
Molecule: messenger RNA, 1143 nt
Organism: Ascochyta rabiei
Lineage: Eukaryota; Fungi; Ascomycota; Dothideomycetes; Pleosporales; Didymellaceae
Product: GDP-mannose transporter into the lumen of the Golgi
Exons: 3
Coding region: 1-1143 (380 amino acids)
Cellular component (GO): Golgi apparatus
Molecular function (GO): GDP-mannose transmembrane transporter activity; antiporter activity
Source: RefSeq, a predicted model, not a curated record